Pantherophis guttatus is the source of this 366-nucleotide messenger RNA. Lineage: Eukaryota; Metazoa; Chordata; Lepidosauria; Squamata; Colubridae. The record is from RefSeq and is a predicted model, not a curated record.
AUGAAGCAGCUCCAUGCCAAGAAUGCGCAGCUGCAGCAGCAAGUUGCUUUGUUAGUUGCACAGAUGGCUCAGCUCCAAGUUAGAGUUUCUCCUCCUCCCCGUAGAAAAGGUCAUGUUGCCAUGUCAGACAAGUUUGAUGGCACUCAAGCCAUGUUUCCUGUUUUUAUGGGACAAUGCCAGCUUUUCAUCAGCCUGAGAAUGGAAUAUUUCUCCACUGACCGGGAUAAAGUGGGGUUUGUACUAAGCCUGCUCUCUGGCUCUGCAGUUCGCUGGACCACACCCUUGGUGGUCCAGGCUAGUCCUCUGUUGGACAAUUUCAGACUUAUGUAUGAAGACCCCAUCAAAAUGCAGACAGCCAUCAGAUGA